Neolamprologus brichardi is the source of this 492-nucleotide messenger RNA. Lineage: Eukaryota; Metazoa; Chordata; Actinopteri; Cichliformes; Cichlidae. The record is from RefSeq and is a predicted model, not a curated record.
GUGGUCCACGACUUCCCCCAGUAUAGCGUUAACGUGCUGCCGUGGCUUAGUCCCGAAGUGCUGCAACAGAAUCUCCAGGGCUAUGACUCUCGAUCAGACAUCUACAGCCUCGGCAUCACAGCCUGUGAACUAGCCAAUGGACACGUUCCCUUCAAAGACAUGCCAGCUACACAGAUGCUACUGGAGAAGCUAAACGGGACAGUGCCAUGCUUGCUGGAUACCACAACUAUACCACCAGAGGAGCUGUCCAUGAAGCCUUCCCGUUCUGGUGCUGACUCUGGGAUCUGUGAGGGUCCGGGACCGGGAGGAGUCCGACACUCCAACGGUGAACCCUCGUCAUCGUCAGGAGGACACCCAUACAACCGGACGUUCUCCCCACAGUUCCACGCCUUCGUUGAGCUGUGUCUACAGCGAGACCCAGAAAAAAGACCAUCUGCAACCGGUCUUGUUGGCCAUCCCUUCUUCAAACAGAUCAAACGGCGACCUUCAGAG